AUGAUACGUAUACGUAUCGAGUCAUUUUCUCUCUUUUAUAUGCCGGUAAAUUUAACCCGCCUUUUUAUAUUUAUUUUUUCUAGUAUAUUUGCCUUUAUGCAGUACCACGUCUUCAGCCACCCGUACAUCUUAAUUGAAGAUUCCACAGGCAGGCACCGACCCUUUCACAGGGAAUAUAAAAGGGACAGUAAGGACACGAUGAUCCCAGAAAUAAACUUAUCCCAGCAGACACUUCCAAAGAAGCAGCGAUCUCUGAAGAAGCCAGGACUUUGUGAGCUAUGUGUAAUAAAAUAUGCAGACUAUGACCAGCACAUUACCACUGAGAAGCACUUAAAGGCAGAAGACCGCGUGGAGUAUGGGGAAUUAGAAAUUAUUGCAGAGUCACUGAGGGUGAAGGGAGAGAGGAGAAAACCAAGGAAACGGUUAUUUAUAUAA
Messenger RNA from Nematocida parisii ERTm1, 435 nucleotides. RefSeq lists its product as uncharacterized. Gene Ontology annotation, molecular function: nucleic acid binding; zinc ion binding. The record is from RefSeq and is a predicted model, not a curated record. The transcript has a single exon. The coding region runs from base 1 to 435 and encodes 144 amino acids. Lineage: Eukaryota; Fungi; Microsporidia.